Messenger RNA from Cutaneotrichosporon cavernicola, 1029 nucleotides. RefSeq lists its product as uncharacterized. NCBI's taxonomy places the organism in Eukaryota, Fungi, Basidiomycota, Tremellomycetes, Trichosporonales, Trichosporonaceae. The coding region runs from base 1 to 1029 and encodes 342 amino acids. The transcript has 2 exons. The record is from RefSeq and is a predicted model, not a curated record. Gene Ontology annotation, molecular function: dioxygenase activity.
AUGACAGUCACAGGCUCUCUCCCGACCUCUGGCCCUUUGGCCCCGCCUCCCGCGUACGAGAUCCAAGUCGCCAACGACAGCCAGGAGCUGCUCAUCAAUGAUAUCAAGUCUGAGAACAUUGAGCCUCUGUGGCCAAAGAUGGGGCGGCUGAACCCUCCCACGCCCGAGCCCAAGGCAGUGGCUCACAAGUUCGAGUACGCCAAAUUGCGCCCACACCUUAUCCGGGCCGGCAAGCUAGUCACGGAGAAGCAGGCCGAGCGCCGCGUACUCAUGCUCAUCAACCCCGCCAUGGAGGCACCGCAUACCACAGACACGCUGUACGCAGGCCUUCAGCUUGUCAUGCCGGGUGAAACGGCGCCCGCACACCGUCACACAGCCUUUGCCUGCCGCUUCAUCAUCGAGGGCAAUGGCGGCUUCACAGCCGUACAUGGCAGGCGGAUCAAAAUGCACCGUGGGGACUUUAUCCUCACGCCGACGUGGUGCUACCACGACCACGGCAACGAGUCCGAGGCAUCUCCUAUGAUCUGGCUCGACGGCCUCGACCUGCCUCAGUUCCAGCACUUUCCUGUUCACUUUGUACAGCAUUACGAGCAACCCCGCUACCCGGCCGAAGAUGCGCCUACUUCUCCGAUUGUGUUCCCGUGGGUCGACAUGCAGGCAGCUCUUGAUGCCAAGGACGGCCAACACGUGGUUGUACGCUACACGUCCAAGCAGCCUGGCGAGGAGGGGAACGAGGUGUCCAAGAUUAUCGGUGCGCAGUGCGAGCGUCUCGAUGCCGGUGCGAGUUCAGAGCCCAUCCGCGAGACUACUAGUGCCGUGUACCACGUGAUCGACGGGAGCGGGCGCUCCACUGUUGGUGACAAGGUCAUUGAGUGGGUAAAGGGCGACACGUUCACCGUCCCUUCUUGGCAAAAGUACAGCCACACGGCCGAUGAGAACAGCUACCUCUACCGCUUCGAUGACCGGCCCAUGAUUACUGCGCUGGGCUUCUACCGCAACGACAAGGAGGACUUUUACAACCAGCUCUAA